GAGCCCAGGUUGAAAAGCAGUGUGUGGUUGAACAAUCAUCAAAGAAUCUUUCAUGCAUGACUUGGUUCUUUGGGAAAAUAUUCUUCUUACACUUCAUUCUUUAUUUCAAAAUGAAGGGUUGAUGUUGCAACUGACUGCUUGGUCCUUUUUAACCUGGAGGCAAUUGAAAGCUGAGCUAAUGCACUUGACUUCCUCUAAUAAAUACUAGAUGUUUGUGUCUCCUGUCCUGUUGAAGAUCCAGUCCUUGUUGAUCUACACUUACACACUGUUUGGAAAUCAUGAAAAGACAAAAUGAUUUAUUACUGUAACAUUUGUGGAAAUAACAUUUCAUUUGACAUCUGCAUUUUGUUGAAGUUGCUAUUUGUUUCAAUGGAAUUCUGUUUCUUAAAAGAAUCAGGGCUCUUCCGGUUACAGUGGAUUUUUGAGUGGAUUAUUUCAUUAAACUAUAUUUUCUUCUUAUCGCAAUAGAUUACGAAUGGGUGAAUUACAAAGAUGUUGGUACAGAUGUUGCCAUUGUGGUAUGGUAGCAAACUUCAUUAUUCUUCAUGGCAACAAAAUCAUGGAUAUAAGACAGAUAACAACUUGCAAUCUUUCAAUGCAGUGGUUAUGUGAUGCAGAUUAAGCAUAGUUUGAACCUUUCUGAAAUAAAUAAUGAGCACCUUGUCAGAGAUAUGGUAGGUGAAGCACCAGGAUUAAAAGUAACAAGUCUGCUUAGCAGUCUCAAAUCUUUGGAUACAGAUAUAGUUUUGCAAGAUGUGGGAGACAUCAAAGUUUUGCUCUUGAAGUUGCGGGACUUGUUAUCAAAGGCUCUUCCAGAUGACUUGUUAGAAGAUGAUGUUCAGUCCAUCCCAAGCUCUGAACAAUCAUCCUCACUAUCAAGCUGUUCACCAGAGUUAUCUCCAAGGCAACACAGGCCACUGCACACCUUACGACCUGGCUGGUCUGCGACUAUGUGAAUGGAAAUGUGAUGUCACAGCUCGUCAGCUUGAGAGUCGCAGACCGGUCACAGACAAAUCACAAGGAAAAUUUCCUUCUGCAGAUGACCAGCAUCAGUGGCUGUAUAAACCUGAUGCUUACCAUCAAGUCUCUACUCCCCAUAUCUGGGGAGGUGCUCCCCCACUCAAGACACCAGCAGGGGUUGCAGGUCCACAUGGAGUCCACCAGGUUGGUCCAUUGAGCAACGGGCAUGGGGAUCCUUCCGAAGGCAGUGAAGACCACACUCCAGAUAACAGUCAAGAUUGGCACUUUGAACACCAUCACAACCGAUUACAGAUCCCUGAACCGCACAACAAGUUCCAUCAAGGACUAAGUCCAACCACUGCUGCUUGGGACGCUGCCAGGAGACAGACAGCAUACGGUGACAAACACCAUAGUGACCUUGACUUGAGUGAACAUGAGGAGAGCCAGCAUUAUGGAGAGGAGGAUGAACAGGAGAAGCAUGUCAACGGGGUCUAUCCGCUGGAGAAUGCAGGCAACAUGCAGCAUGGGCUGCACAUGCCAGCCGAUCAUGACUUUAUCCUAAAUGGCCAUGGAGAAGACAUAGAAGAUUCAGACUAUUAUCUCCAGGAUCAUCAUGACCCUACUGGUGAAGAGGAAGAGCCUUUCAUGGGGGAACGGAGACACAGUCAGCAGUACGAACCACCCAAAUUGGCUAAGACCAAGUCAACAACAAUCAGCAAGGCAGCAGGAUGGAAGGACCUUGAUCACCUCCCACCACGUCAAGAGGAUGGGCAGGUCUUGCGGCAUGCAUGCAGUGAGCCGAACGUUGGAAUGGUGCACUAUCAAAGAAAGAGAGAAAAUGAUAGUGAUGAGGCAAGGAAUGAUACAAGGAGGAUAAUAUCAGAACAGAUGGUGAAUGGUGAUGUUGACUUUCAGCAUCAUGUGGAUCCUUAUCAGACAGAGUACAAUCAUGCAGGAAGCAGAGGUCAAAAUAUAGCUCAACUAGAGAUACUCUACCAGGCUCGGGGGCGUGAGAUAAACAACCUGACAACUCAGCUAGAGGCCUUGCGUGAGGAAAGCACUAGGGAAAAGCGCAUCCUUAAUCAUCAGCUUGCAAUGGCACAAGAUGAGAGAGAUGGUUUAGGUACAACCUAUGGUGAAAGUCAGAAGCUGAUGAAUCAAAUGAAUAAUGAGAACCAUACUCUGAGAGGCCAGCUACAGUCAGCCCAGCAACAGGUCCAGGCUCUCACAGAAGCUAAUCAACAGAUUCAUUCAGAAUUGGACACUGCCAAAGCUACCAUAGAAAGCCUGAAUCGCCAAUUGGUUGAAGUCCAUCGUUCACAGCCACUGCAUAGAGCAAGAGAACAGCAGGAUUCUCUUUUAGUGGGACUUAAACAGAAGUUUUCACAAGAAACGUCCGAACUACGGGAGAAAGUUGAUGCAGCUAACAAGAUGGCAUCUGAAAAGAAUACACUUGUUGAACAGUUAGAAGCAAAACUGCAAGCAUCUCUCAAAGGGGUUGAUCAAGCAAGAAUGGAACAUGCAGAAACAGUUAAUAGACUAACAGCUUCUCUGCAAGACAGCCAGAAGAGAUGCCAAGAGCUUAUAUUACAAGGUUCUUUGCCAGCAGUUCAAGAGCUUCAGGUCAAACUAAAUGAUGCCUGCAAAUCCAAAGCAAUGGCUGAAAAUAUGUGCCAAAUAUUGCAGGAGGAGCUAGCUGACCUGAAAGACCAGAUAAUGCUUUAUGAAGGUGCUGUUGAACUUGGGGUCGUAUCAGGGUCAGGGGUUAAGCAACAUUCUCCACCCACCAUGACCGAUGCAGACAUAGUGAGAAACCUUGCCAAGGAAGACUGGAAAACUCCACUCCCCUCAGGACCUCAGAAAAAAUCUAAGGAGUCUAUGUCUCCUGAAGAGACCCUUGGGAAGCUGAAGGCAGAGCUUGGUCGGUCUCUACAGAGCAUCAGAUCAAAGAGAGAGCAGGUCACCAAGCUCCAGGUGGAGCUCAGGGAGGCAAAGAUAGAGGGACAGAAGUGGAAGGAGAGAGUGGAGGGAGCUGAAGCAAAAGUUGGACAGCUUGAGGCUCAGCGUGAACUACUCACGAACACCUCAUCACAGAACUCAGCUAAAGAAAUAGAUGCUCAUAAAGAACAAUUAGAAGGGUUGAAAUUAGAAGUGGAAUCUAAGACAGUAGCAUACCAGGAACAGGUAGAUGAAGUGGCAGCACUAAAGGCUGAGAUGGCUCAGAUGGUGGCUGAUAGUGAUCAAGAUAAGAAAGAAGCAGUGGAUAGGUGCCAAGCGACAUGUUUGCAGCUCCAUGAGGAUGCAUCACGUAAUAUGAGAGAACAGCUGGUUACUAAGCUACAGACUGAGAAAGAGACUCUUAUUGAAGCUCAUCAGUAUCAGCUUCAAGAACUCAAGAAUGAGAUGACUGAACUAGAGAAUGAACUUCACAAGACUAAGGCCCUCUAUGUAGAGCUGUGUGAUGAGAAGAAAUCACUUGAAGACAAUAUGGAGAAACAGAUCAGUUCUUUACAAGAAAACUCUCUGCAACAGAUGAAAGAAGAGAUGGAGAAAGAAAAGCAGAGUGCCUUGGAUGAACUAAAGUCUUCUAUGGAGGCAAGCCAUAGAGCUGAGAUUGUCCUGUUCUCAGAGAAAAUGAAAAAAGAACAUGAAGAAUCAUUGGAGAAGAUCAGAUUAGAUCAGAAACAGCUUCAAGAAAAGUAUGAAAAAGAAAUGAACUCUGUGAAGAAUGCGCAUGAGGAGCAGAAGAAGAAACUAGAGAAACAAAUUUCUGAGGCUGAGAAAGAAGCUAAGCUUAAUAAAGAGAAAGAAAAUGCUAAAAAAGAUGAAGCUGAUCACAUCAGUAGACUAGGUUGCGAGUUGAAAGACAUACAGCAGAGGUAUGAGGAACUGUUAGAAUCAUUUACCAGUCAAGUUAACACCCAAGUAGAGAAGGCCAAGGAACAGUGGAUGAGACAAGAAAAUCAACGUAGGAUGUCGCUGGAUCGGGUUGCUGCAUCUACCAUAGAACAGAUGAAGGCUGAUCAUGCUCUUCAGUUAGCUGAAUGGCAAGGGAGAUUCACUGAUGAAGAACUACAGGUCAAAGAAAGGAUUGCAGCAGCUGUGAAAGAAGCAAAGGAAAGCUGGACAAAGGAAGAAGAGAAAAGAAGGAGGGAAUCUCUAGAAAAGAAGAGCCACGAAGACAAGGAGCAGGAAGCAAGAUCCAUGAAGGAGCACCAGGAGCUGAAGCAGCAGCUCCAUAGGAUCCAGGAGGCUCUAGGUGUCUCCCAGAGAGAGAGUAAGCAGGUUAGAGCCAAGUAUGCCCAGCUUAAAGGGAGACACCAGCAGGAGGUGAUGGAUCUAAAGCAGGAGCUAAAGUCCUGUCAAGCCAAAUUAGAGCAGGCCGAGAAGACUUUACAACAUGAGCUAGAGCAACUACAAACUGAGAUGAGGGAAGCCAACUCCGUUACCAUGGAAUCAAUGCAGGAGCGUGUGUCAGCCAUCCAACAGAAACAUUCAUUACUGGUAGAAAAGCUGAAAACAGAGUGGGAGGAAGAAAGACGGAAAUUGAAGAGAGAAAAUAAGCAGAAUCAGAAAGAUGUCGAUAGCAUUGCUACUCAGACAAUAUCAAAUGAUGAGUCAUCUAUCAUUGAAGAGCUUAAGAUGCAUUACAUGAAGUCGGUGGAGAAUGUCAGAGCUUCUGCAAUGAGCUAUGUCACUGAUAUGCAGAAGCGAUGUCAAGAAACCCUGAGGACUGCUGUAUUUGAAGAGAGACAAAGAGUGGCAGCAAAGAUGCGCAAGUUCUACACUAGACAGGUUCAGUCCAUGAGGGAUGCUCCCAAAGAAAAUAAAAGAAUGGAAACAUCUAGUUCUUCAUCUGAUCAGCCACCAGUAGAUCAAACUAGGUCGUUACCACUGCCUAAGAACAGGGUGUCAUCCUUGUCCACCCAACAGACUUCAGCUAUUGAACUUGGACCACAUUCUAAAGCCAAUAACAUCCCAUCUAAUCGAGUGAGUAGAAGCGUUCAUCCGGAUGAGACCCCGAGAUCCUCAGUACAUCACUCGAGUAGAAUCAUCACUGAGAAUAGAAAGGUACAACUACAGAACUCUCAAGUGCCUCUGGAUGACAAUCAAGGUACAAGGUUGCAGGAACUGAGAGGUUCAGCAUGGGGAGAUCAGGCUGGCAAAGAGACUCUGGAAAGCAGCAAUGUCUAUCCUUGUCAAGUUGCAAUGGAAAGGGAUGCCCAUGGUUUUCAUCAGUUCACAGAAGAUGAUAUUGGACCAAAUUCCAUAGCCCUUUUGAAAAAUGGAGAUACGAUCGUUAGAACAGAAUCAACUCAUGUUUCAGGAAGACACUCGAAAAGCCCACCAAUGCAAAGACAGUUGCAGCAGCAUCACAGUAACAUUACUGCUAGGAGACGUAGUGAUGGUAACAAGGAUCGCAGUCUGAGACAGGAAAAGCAACUGAAGGUACCUGCAAGAAAACCUGAGAUCCCAUCCACAGUAUCACCUCCAGUUCUUCCAUCUAGCAGAAACACUUCUCAAGAUACAACAGAGUUACAUUAUGCUUCUUUUCAACAGGACACACACUGUUCUACAAAUUCCUGGGUCAAUACCCACAGUGAAGUACCUCCACAAGGAUUAAUGGUACCAACUGAUGCAAAUUUUUCCUUUGAAUCAGAUUAUGCAGAUCUACCUCAGUCGCUCCAUGGCAGCAGAGUGCCAUCUGCUUUGCCACACCAUCCAUUCCUUGACGAAAACUUUUCCAGAAAUGUGCCUUUACCGAGAAGAUUAGUUGAGCUCCAACAUGGGUUGACACAGACCCAUCCUGUCAGAGACUCAAGCAGACAGAAUGUGUAUCAUAUCCAAGAGUCUGCAAGGGGACAACUCAGCCAGGAAGCCACAAUAAAGAUGUCUAAAGUUGUUGUAAAAGACAUAAAAACAGUGAAUGAAGACAGUGGUAUCAAUAGCCCUGCCUAUGUGCAGCCUUAGGCCAAGUCACUUGGUAGCACAGAUACCACUACAAAAUUUUCAUGUGUGCCAAAAGUAGUAGCGUGUGCCUGUUCUUACAUUGAAAUUCAGAUGCAGUGGAAAUUUAGCGAAAUGAGUUCCUUAGGAUUUUCACAGUUAGUUACAUUGUCAAAAACAUUGUUUUAACAGGUUUUGGAAACUAGUAGAAUAUUUAGUACUCCAACCACCCGGGGGGGGGGGGGGGGCAGUCAAAUAUUUUGCUGUACACACGCGUGACCAAAAAAUGCGUUUAAAGGGACGUUUUUUCAGUUUUGGACGCGGUCCGCGCGUGCACUCGUCAAGGGUUUCAAAAACACUGAUUUUCACGAACAAGGCAAGAGCGAUUUUGUGUCUCGCCCAUUUGUGAAAAUGACCAGAAAUAUCGUAAUUUGCGAGGGAACGCAACAGAAUUGUAUCGAAACUUCAUUGUGAAAUGACUGGGAUGAUAACACUUGUCAUAAGAGCAUUUCACAUAG
This is a messenger RNA of Lytechinus variegatus (green sea urchin), 6425 nucleotides long. RefSeq names its product centrosomal protein of 152 kDa-like (gene cep152). The transcript is spliced from 24 exons. The coding region runs from base 832 to 5931 and encodes 1699 amino acids. The record is from RefSeq and is a predicted model, not a curated record. Lineage: Eukaryota; Metazoa; Echinodermata; Echinoidea; Temnopleuroida; Toxopneustidae. Gene Ontology annotation, biological process: centriole replication. Gene Ontology annotation, cellular component: centrosome.